GAUAGUUUUUACCCUUUGAUGUGUAUGUAAUAAAUAUGAAAUAAACUAAUUGUUUUAAAUCUUUAUAUUUGGUGUUCAAUCUAGCUUUGUGAAUGUUCUUCUUGCAGACGUUCCAUCUGUUUUUGAAACUUAUAACGCUGAAAUGAAGAGCAUAUCAGUGAUAAAGGGAAGUCCUGGGGUUCUUCAGACUGAUGUUACUGAAUUACAUGGAGAUGAGCUGAUAGUGUGGAGGUUUGGAGAUGAAGGAAAACUCCUGGCUAAAGAAGAUAAAGAGACCAAGAGUCCACCAUAUUAUAAUAGUGAUGAGAGAUUCAGACACAGACUGGAGCUGAUUGACCAGACCGGAUCUCUGACCAUCAAGAAUGUAGUAUACAAAGAUGCUGGACUUUAUACAGUAAAGAUCAGCAACAACAAACAGACAACAUACAAGAGAUUCAUAGUUUCAGUCAGCAGUACAGGACUGUCUCCAGCUGCUGUAGCAGCAAUUGUUCUGCUGCUGCUGCUGCUGUUUGCAGCUGCAGCUGGAUUUAGUUUUCUUUGUCAUCGUCGCAAAAUCUAUGAACUACAGAAAGAUAAAAAGGAGCAGUAUGUGCAGCAAGGAGGAUCUGUCACUCUAGAGCCAGACGCUGAAAUAGAAAGAGAUGAUAAAAUACAGUGGAUGUUUGGAGAUGAAAAGUGUCCAAUCGCAAAAAUGAUGAAAAAAAUGACUGGAGGGACCAGAGAGAUAACAUAUCCUGAUGAGAGCAUCAGAGACAGACUGGAGCUGGACGAGAAGACUGGAUCUCUGACCAUUAAGAACAUCACUAUUAAACACACUGGAGAUUAUAAAGUGAAGAUCAGCAGUAGAAGAAAAAUCCAAAUAAAUAUGUUCUGUAUUAUAAUUAAAGAGGAGAAAGUGACAGUCAUGGAGGGAAGGACAGCUGUUUUACACAGUGGCACAGAAAUACAGACCGAUGAUCAGAUAGAAUGGAGGUUUAACACUGAUGAGUCUCCCAUAGCUGAAAUCAAAGAUGGACGAAAGAUCUUUCCAUCUGAUGGUCCUGGUGGGAUAUUCAGAACCACGCUAAGCCUGGACGAGAAGACAGGAUCUUUGACCAUCAAGAACAUCAGAAAUGAACAUGCUGGGGGUUAUCAUCUAAUUAUCAAGAAUAGAAGCACCAAGCACCAUGACAGAAGAUUCAUUACUAAAGUAAUUGAGGAGAAAGUGAGAGUCAUGGUGGGAGAUACAGCUGUUCUGAAGAGUCCUGCAGGAAUACAGACUGAUGAUCAGAUAGAAUGGAGGUUUAACACUGAUGAGUCUCCUAUAGCUAAAAUCAAAGAUGGACAGAUCUUUCCAUCUGCUGAUCCUGUUGGGAGAUUUAGAAACAUGCUAAGCCUGGACAAGAAGACUGGAUCUCUAACCAUCAGGAACAUCAGACCUGAACAUGCUGGUGGUUAUCAACUAAUUAUUAAGAAUAGAAGCACAGGAGCUUGUGUCAAAAGAUUCACCGUUGCAGUCAUUGUGGAGAAAGUGAGAGUCAUGGAGGGAAGGACGGCUGUUUUAGAAAAUGUUGCAGAAAUACGGACUGACGAUCAUGUAGAAUGGACAUUUAACUAUAAGAAGCCUCCCAUAGCUGAAGUCAGAGACGAACAACAGAUCUUUCCAUUUGCUGUUCAUGAUGGGAUAUUCAAAGACAGACUGGAGCUGGACAAGAAGACUGGAUCUCUGACCAUCAAGAACAUGAAACUAGCACAUGCCGGGUUUUUUUAUCUGAAGAUCAAGAAUAGUAGUGCAUCAAUCCAAGACAAACGAUUCACAGUUGCUGUCAUUGGCUAUAUCCUUCAUCAUAAUUUUGAUCUGGCCAUGACAUGCAGUUCCCAGAAGAAACCGAGUGAAGGAUUCAGCAACUGUGGAAUACCAGUGUUAGGUAAAGAUGUUCUGACUGUUGAGAAUGACAAUAUGGGAACAAGUUCACUUUAAUGAGGGAAGACACGCCCACCAGUGUCAAUCACUGUGACAUCAUCUACAUUUAUAACUCAACAACUGGCAUCUCUCACAUUUCUUCCAAUGAAUGUGAAAAGUUAACCUGUGUUUGUUCAGCUGUUACAGUCACAUGUAAAAAGAUUCUUUCAGGACAUUUUAAUGGCAUUUUAUGAAUGUUACAUGUAUUGGAAAACAAAUUAUAAGGUUCCGAUCUAGGUUCCAAUGUAAUAAUAUAUAACUGAGAAAGUUGUGUUCAUUGUGUUUUCAGUUUAGGUCAGGCAGCCCAGGCCUC
This is a messenger RNA of Danio aesculapii, 2255 nucleotides long. RefSeq lists its product as uncharacterized. NCBI's taxonomy places the organism in Eukaryota, Metazoa, Chordata, Actinopteri, Cypriniformes, Danionidae. The record is from RefSeq and is a predicted model, not a curated record. Bases 143 to 1960 code for a protein of 605 amino acids. The transcript is spliced from 8 exons.